ACAUGGGCUAUCAUGUCAGUAUGAUGGCUGACUCUACCUCUAGAUGGGCUGAGGCCCUUAGAGAAAUCUCUGGUCGUUUAGCUGAAAUGCCUGCAGAUAGUGGAUAUCCUGCAUAUCUUGGUGCCCGUCUGGCCUCUUUUUAUGAGCGAGCAGGCAGGGUGAAAUGUCUUGGAAAUCCUGAAAGAGAAGGAAGUGUCAGCAUAGUAGGAGCAGUUUCUCCACCUGGUGGUGAUUUUUCUGAUCCAGUUACAUCUGCUACUCUUGGUAUUGUUCAGGUGUUCUGGGGCUUAGAUAAGAAACUAGCU
This is a messenger RNA of Microcebus murinus (gray mouse lemur), 305 nucleotides long. Lineage: Eukaryota; Metazoa; Chordata; Mammalia; Primates; Cheirogaleidae. The record is from RefSeq and is a predicted model, not a curated record.